GGUUUUCUCAGAAAAACAAUGUAAAGGUUCACAUGAGGACACACACCGGGGAGAAGCCGUAUGUGUGCGACUGGCCUGGCUGUGAGUGGAGGUUCGCUAUUAAAGGCAAUUUGGAUGAGCACAAGAGAGUACACGCGGGAGAGAAGUUCUUCAUAUGCGACUGGCCCGGUAUGUACAGCGCCCGAUGUUACAGGAAUUGUAGUUUUUACCCGUAUUUUGUCACACUUAUAGGCUGCACCCGUAGCUACACACAGAACUCGCAUCUCCGUCGCCACAAACUGGUGCACACGGAGGAGAAGCCGUUUGCGUGCGAUUGGCCCAAUUGUAACUACCGGUCGGUGCGCUCGUGCGAUGUGGCCAACCAUCGGGUCACUCAUACCGGAGAGAAGCGGUUCGUGUGUGAAGUGGUCGGCUGUGAGAAGGCGUUCACUCGCGGCCAUCAUUUGCGCCGACAUAUGCUUACGAAUCACUCGAUCGAGACGUACGAAGAGAAUGCCGAAGCGGACGAAGAG
Oppiella nova is the source of this 512-nucleotide messenger RNA. Lineage: Eukaryota; Metazoa; Arthropoda; Arachnida; Sarcoptiformes; Oppiidae. The record is from the annotation of a GenBank genome assembly.